GUGAGUGAAGGGUCGGGGAACGAUUUCGCUUCGUUGUCGCCCAAAUUAUUAUUUCAUGACGAAUAGUGAGAUUCUUGUAAAUGGAUUGAAAUAAGUGUUAUUGUUUGGUGCUUGGUUUUUUUGUGACCUCAACUUACCUUCAGUAUUAUUCACAGCAGCUCAUAAUGAUUUUAUUUUUUAAUAUACCAAAUAGCAAUUAAGCAACUACCUUGAAUAGAGACAUGAGCAACACAGCACAACUGAAAUGGAUAGCGUAAAGAAAAUACAUUCGGGCACACUCUAUCGCAACGGACCGGUAGAAGGUGCGUACGGGCCGCAGCACAGCCCCGUGUCGCGGUCGGACGCCUCUACCGAAGACGCGGAGCUGUCAGCCGCGCUCGCGCAUCAACACCAUCUGGCCAUGCAGGCCGGCGAGUACCCUGGUGUCGGAACCGUGGAUCCCGACUAUGGGCAAUACGUGUCAUCGCCGGCCACACAUUACAAUCACAUGGGCCACCUCACGAUGGCACCAUCGCAGAAAUAUCCCCAUGUUAUGGACUCUGUAUCUGUAAGCGGCGGUGGUACGUACGGUGGCGCGGGGGGUGCCGGUCAUUACGGCACGUACGGGCAUUACGGCGCCGCCGCGUAUCAAGCGCAGCCCGCCUAUAUGGUCGAGCCACCACCACAAGUGCCCGCCUACAUGGGACAGGAAUACGUCGAAGGCGGAGGUAGUGCGUCGCCCAGAAGCGCAUCUCCCGGCGCUUUGCCUCAACACAAUUUACAUUUACAACAGAGGUACGAUUCGACGUCGUUGGAGCAACUAGGUCGACAUUAUUGCGUGACGUCACCGCGCGGCGAGUACGCCACGGACGCGUACGGAUACCAACACUAUCCCACUGCGUACGAUCCCCCACCCCACCAACCUCCUCAGUUCAAGGAUUCACAAAACGGAUUAAGCUUGGGUAGUGCUGGAGGGCAAUCGAUGUAUGGUGAUGAGGAGGAGCUUCAGAAACAGAUGGCUGGCAUGGCAUUGGGUGAAUACGUUCACGGUGGUGUAGGGGGCCGUGAAGAUGGCGGUGGUCUACAAUGGCGUGAUCCCAAUUUACCUGAAGUGAUCGGGUUCCUCAACUCCCCGUCAGAUGUCGUGAAAGCGAACGCGGCCGCUUACCUCCAACACCUCACUUAUAUGGACGAUCCCAACAAGCAGAAGACGAGGAGUCUCGGUGGUAUCCCGCCAUUAGUCCGUCUAGUGUCCCACGAGAACCCCGAAGUAUGCAGGAACGCGUGUGGAGCCCUAAGGAAUCUUUCGUACGGUAGACAGAACGAUGAGAACAAGCGGGCGAUUCGUGACGCCGGUGGCAUACCAGCACUCAUGGCAUUACUAUGCCGAGCUACGGAUAUGGAGGUGAAAGAACUGGUGACCGGUGUGAUAUGGAACAUGUCCUCGUGUGAAGAUCUGAAGCAGUCAAUAAUCGAUGAUGCGGCGCAAGUGAUUGUGAACAAAGUGAUCAUACCUCACUCAGGGUGGCAUCCAACCAAUCCUGGUGACACCUACUGGUCUACAGUAUUCCGAAAUGCAUCUGGCGUUCUUCGUAACGCUUCAUCGGCUGGUGAAUAUGCUAGAAGGCGGUUAAGAUGUCUCUCGGGAUUACCCGAAGCCUUACUGCAUACAGUACGCGCCGCUGUAAGAGCCAACGCCAUCGGCACCAAGAUAGUAGAGAACUGCGUCUGCGUGUUGAGGAACCUCUCAUACAGAUGUCAAGAAAUAGAAGAUCCAUUAUACGAUACAAGAGCACCACCCACACAGUCUUCUGGUCAGGCGAGGAUACAAGCUAGUGCAUCUAAAGGUGAAAACCUCGGCUGUUUCGGCGGCAGUAAAAAGAAAAAGGAAGGUUCAUCGUCAUCUAAUUCCACCAGCCCCUUGGGAAAAAGUGAACCGGAAUCCCAACCGCUGGGCGACUCAGCAACCACGCAACUGGGAUACAGUGUGCCUAAAGGGACAGAAAUGCUGUGGUCACCAGAGGUGGUGCCAUUGUACAUGGCGUUGCUGCAGACGUGUUCGAACCCGGAGACGUUAGAAGCUGCGGCGGGAGCGUUACAGAAUCUAGCAGCUUGUUAUUGGCAGCCCUCCAUCGAUAUUAGAGCUGCUGUCAGGAAGGAGAAAGGUCUUCCCAUCUUGGUGGAGUUACUGCGAAUGGAAGUGGACCGCGUUGUAUGCGCUGUCGCAACAGCGUUACGCAACCUCGCCAUAGACCAGAGGAACAAGGAGCUAAUAGGCAAAUACGCGAUGAGGGAUCUCGUACAGAAGUUACCUAGCGGGAAUCAACAGCACGAUCAAGGUACAUCGGACGACACGAUAGCAGCCGUAUUGGCGACACUCAACGAAGUUAUAAAGAAGAGUGGGGAGUUCUCACGGUCAUUAUUAGAAGCGGGAGGUGUCGAGAGGUUGUUGAACCUAACGAAACAACGCCACCGUCACACGCCUAGAGUAUUGAAGUUUGCAGGUCAAGGUACACCGAUGUCAGGUGCCGGCGGCGCUCCUCACUCGCCAAGCAACGCGAACAGCACCCUCAGUAGACCGAUGGCGUCCACGGGUGGCACCCGGUACGAGGAUCGAACGAUCCGUCGACACCGAGAGAACGAUGACACGAUGGACGCGAAUAAUUAUCAAGACGGCCUCGGUAUGGGCAAUCCGAACGGGCGGCCAAUGAAUUUGCAAGGUGUCCAAGCGCAGAUGCCAAUGCCGCCCAGCAGUCGUUAG
Diatraea saccharalis (sugarcane borer) is the source of this 2740-nucleotide messenger RNA. The record is from the annotation of a GenBank genome assembly. NCBI's taxonomy places the organism in Eukaryota, Metazoa, Arthropoda, Insecta, Lepidoptera, Crambidae.